Messenger RNA from Syngnathoides biaculeatus (alligator pipefish), 1447 nucleotides. RefSeq names its product huntingtin interacting protein K (gene hypk). Gene Ontology annotation, biological process: negative regulation of apoptotic process; protein stabilization. NCBI's taxonomy places the organism in Eukaryota, Metazoa, Chordata, Actinopteri, Syngnathiformes, Syngnathidae. Bases 38 to 355 code for a protein of 105 amino acids. The transcript is spliced from 4 exons. The record is from RefSeq and is a predicted model, not a curated record.
GGAGAAGAAGAAUUUCCAGCCUGUGUUUCUUCGCAAAAUGGCGACCGAGGGUGAUGUCGAUUUGGACCUGGAAGGUGAUGAAAACUGUACGGGGAAGCCAGCAGAAAAGCCUCGGAAACAUGACAGCGGUGCUGCAGAUUUGGAGAGGGUGACUGAUUAUGCCGAGGAGAAAGAAAUAUCCAGUUCUGACUUACAAACGGCUAUGUCAGUAAUUGGAGAUAGAAGGUCACGUGAACAGAAAGCCAAACAAGAGAGAGAGAAAGAGUUGGCCAAAGUCACUAUCAAGAAAGAGGAUGUGGAGUUAAUUAAAAAACCUGCAGUCCAUGUGUCAUGUACCUGUAACAGCACCAUUUGAGAUGGUUUUAUGGACUAUCUUCACCUUGGGAAAAAAAAAGCAGGUAUGAGUAUAUUUUUCUGAUCAUGGAUAACUUAACUAAAUUUGCACAAGUCUACACAACCCGGAACAAAUAAAGCAGAACUGCGGCAUCAAAGAUUUUUGAUGAUUUUGCUUUAAAAUUUGGUCUUCUUGCAAAUAUACAUCACGGUCAGGGUAAAGAAUUUUAGAAUCAGUUGUAAGAUUAGAAGCAUUACCAACUCAAGAACCACUCCUUACCACCCACAGGGGAACCCAGUCGGAAGAUUUAAUUGUACCCUGUCAAUGCUGAGGACCUUGGAUGAGGAGAAAAAGGGAAACUGGAGUGACUAUGUGAAUAAAGUGGUACACACCUAUAACUGCAUAACAACUGAAGCAACAGGAUUCUCUGCCUUCUGUUUGCUUUAUGGAAGACAUCCCCCUUUGCCCAUUGAUUCAAUUUUAGGGAUAAAUGAGGAGGAAGGAUAUAAGUCACAACAACAUGCUCAAAAAUGGCAAGAACAAAGGAAAGUGUACGAUGUUGCAGUGAAAACAAAAGGACUACAGCAAAAGGAAAGAUGACCAAAAGCGGCAAAGCUCAAUGGUUUUAACGGGUGACAGAGUUCUGGUUAGAAAUAUGUCAGAGCGUGGGGGCCCUGGGAAGUUGCACUCACACUGGGAAGAGCAAAUCCACACUGUUGUCUCGCCAAAGGGGGAAAAUAGCCCAGUGUAUAAGAAACCUGAACAAGGGGCGGGGAGAGGCAGAAUUCUCCAUCAGAACAUGUUGAUGCCUUGUCAUACUUUACUUGAGCAACCUGCUCAGGAUAGUGUAGGACAAAAACCCCAGAGGCAACCGAAGAAAAGACAAAAGGACAGAAGCACAUUUCACAGUCUUCUCCAGCCAACUGCAUCAGUAGACACCCCACCGCCACCUGCUGGCAGGCAGAACAUGCAUACCUCUGUCCAUCUCACACAGAGAACAUAACUGUUAGAAGAGAAUACAACAAAAAUUAUUUAGAGGUGUUACAUGUGCACUUACAAAUAUUUGCAUUUUCAAAUGUUCACCCAUUAUUUUUGAAAUGGUGUUCAUUGAUA